AUGGAUUGGGAGGAUGCUUCAAAAUUGAAAGUGAAUCAACUUCAUGAGUUGGACGAGUUUCGACCCAAAGCAUAUAAAAGUUCUGUGUUGUACAAAGAGAAGAUGAAGAGGUGGCAUUAUGCCAAAAUCUUAAAGCGAGAGUUUUAUGUGGGUGAUGAUGUCCUCCUCUUCAAUUCUAGAUUGAAACUCUUUGCGGAAAAGCUUAGAUCAAAGUGGUCAGUCUCGUUCAUGAUCUCAAAUGUUUACCCGAGUGGAGCUAUUGAGUUGGAAGAUCACGCGAAGAAGAAAUUUGUGGUGAAUGGCCAACUAUUGAAGCAUUAUUAUGUGGGUGGACCUGGAGAGACUAAGGUUGAGUUGCUUUGCUGCAAAGAUCCAGAAUAA
Molecule: messenger RNA, 381 nt
Organism: Capsicum annuum
Lineage: Eukaryota; Viridiplantae; Streptophyta; Magnoliopsida; Solanales; Solanaceae
Exons: 1
Coding region: 1-381 (126 amino acids)
Source: RefSeq, a predicted model, not a curated record